Molecule: messenger RNA, 2894 nt
Organism: Drosophila montana
Lineage: Eukaryota; Metazoa; Arthropoda; Insecta; Diptera; Drosophilidae
Product: neurogenic protein mastermind-like
Exons: 5
Coding region: 200-2776 (858 amino acids)
Source: RefSeq, a predicted model, not a curated record
GUUUGAAACAUAGUUGCCUAGGAAUGCAACUUAAAAGCAGUAUGAAAUAAUUACAGAAAAUACAAAGCAAAUACUAGCGGAAGCGCACCAAAAUUUCGGGUGUAUUCACUCAGGUGCUCUUGUUAUGGGUGAACUAAAGAGCAGAGGGUUUGGUUGAGUUGUCGAGCCGAGCAUUAAUUGAGCAAGGACUUGGAUUAUAAUGGACAGCAUUGAUAUAGCGUCGCUCUCCCCGGAGCAGCGCGAGGAGAACACCUUAAAGUUGAACGCCAUCGAAAGUUUCGACGAAAUCUACAUGACCUACAAGCCCCUUGAGCCCGUCUCUUCCACGUCCACCCUAAAAGAAGGCAAUAAACACAACUCUGAGGAAUCUGACGAAUCCAUUAGACCAGCCUACAUAUCAACAAAUACGGAUACCCUAAAUUCGUCAGCUUCAGUAGGUGUCAUAGCGAGCAGAGAAAUUGAAGAAAAACCAAAAGCUAUGGACGAUUCUUUGAAAUCGGAAGAAUCAAUCAACGAACUCCCGGGAAAUUUUAAAUUUAAAAACUCCGAUUUUCGUAUAUCUUCCGGUGAAAUAAUAACAGAGAAUCAUCAGAAAAAUGUCGAAAAGGAUCCGAAAGCUGCCACCGAAGAUGUUUCCGGCAUAAGGGAUCCAAUCCCAUCGAAGAACUGCGUUAAAUUUGCGGCACAGAGCGGCAGACAGGAGGAAAUGGCCGCGAAUGAGUACUACGCACAGCAGAUGGGAAUGCAAAUGGGAACGGGAAUGGGAAUGGGUAUGGGAAUGGGUAUGGGAAUGGGUAUGGAUAUGGGAAUGGGUAUGGGUAUGGGAAUGGGAAUGUUGCCUGGAAUGGGAAUGGGCAUGGGCAUGGGUACGGGUACGGGUACGGCUAUGAGUACGGCUAUGGGCAUGGGUUCGGGUAUGGACAUGGGUAUGGGAAUGGGAAUGUUACCUGGAAUGGGCAUGGGCAUGGGCACGGGUAUGGCAAUGCCUGAAGGCAGCCUUAACUAUUGUGGCUAUAACCUGGCACAGCCAUCAGCAGAGGGAGCCUAUCAAUACCAGCUGCCUGAGGCAGACUACUUGAAGUAUGCCCAGUUACAGUCUCAGUCAUAUCCCGGCUUGGAUAACUAUAUGCCGUUCCAGACGCAGCCGCUGCACCAAUAUCUGAAGCUUCAACAGCAGCAGCAGCAACAGCAGCAGCAACAGCAGCAGCAACAGAUGCAACAGCAACAGAUGCAACACCCGCAGCCACAGUCUGGAGGCGGGGUCAAUAGUUCCUUUGAUUCGUGCACAUCGAGCAGCUAUUAUACGGAAAGCAACACGAGCGACUGCCUGCCAGAGAAUUCGUCCUGUUCCAGUGCAUCCAUGGACUGCUGCAAGUGCGUCAGACCCGACAAGCCGGAGGCCAAAUCAACGGAAAGCGGCUCCAGCGAUACGCGAACCACGGAUUGGAGCAGCUUGGACCAGCAAAGCUGCGAAAUGCCCGAGUCCAUGGACGUGCGACAGUGCCAAGUGGCCCACAAGGCGACCCGGCCCGGCAAAAGCUGCAAUCCGCAGUGCAAUGCCACGUGCCAUGGCGGACUGUGCCAGUUGAACGCCUGCGACAUGUCCGGCUCAACAGCGAACAGCGAUUGCGCCGCGGAGUACUGUAAUUGCGGCCAAAAUGGCAGCUGCCCCCAGCCCGCAGGCAUGCAGGGCGGGUCAUGUUGUUGUCCGCCCAACAUGAACAUGCCGUGUCCACUGCCCUCCACUUGCGAUUGCAUGCAAGCGCCCUGUGCGCUGCCCUCUACCUGCUACCAGAUGCCCUGCUGCCCGCAACAGCCGGAGUCAAGCCCUCAAAUGUCCUGCUGCUGCUCGGCCUACCCGCAGAGCAGUGUCAGCCCCGCCAACUGCUUGGAUAUUGAGGGCUUCAUACAGAAGAUGCGAUCAGGGCAGACACAGUGCUUUCCCAAUUGCCUGACUGCUCCUUCGCCGCCUUGCCUGGGCAUGGGCAUGGGCGCGGGCAUGGGCGCGGGCAUGGGCGCGGGCAUGGGCGCGGGAAUGGGCGCGGGAAUGGGCGCGGGAAUGGGCAUGGGGAUGGGCGCGGGAAUGGGCAUGGGGAUGGGCGCGGGCAUGGGAAUGGGCAUGGGCAUGGGCAGUCCCAGCUGUGGCCCCAGUCCCAGCUGUGGCCCCAGUCCCAGCUGUGGCCCCAGUCCCAGCAGUGGUCCCAGUGCCAGCUGUGGCCCUAGUUCCAGCUUCUCUCAGAGAAUGGAGUCCUGCUGUUCUGGCAAUGACUCUCUGCAGGCUCAAACCGUUUACUCCGCCGACUACAAGCCGUUCGGUGGACCUGGCAACAACUUCAAUCACUUUCCCAAAUGCGAAACUUGCGGCGGCCUCGGCAGCUGCGGCGGCUGUAGCAGCUGCUGCAACUGCCUGAGCUGCCCCUGCACUCCUGUGUGCUACCCAGCUCCGCCCUGCAUGAUGCCACCGCCAGGCUGUGCCUUUGAGAUGCCAUGUGGCGGCAAUGGCAUGAUGCCGCCGAAUGCAUACGGCGGCCAGUCUAGGCCUAUGCCCUGUGCCUGCGCCUAUCCAGCACAUUGCCCUUUUCCAGCACAAUACACUCAAUCGUGUCCUGCACAAUACACCCAAUCAUGUCCUGCACACUUCACUCAAUCGUGUCCUGCAUCCUGCCCAGCAGCUUACGAGGCUCCAAUUGAUGGCGGCUGCGGGGGACCGCCUCUCUGCAAUGUCGCCUCACAGGCGACCAGCUGCAACCUCAGCCGUUAUUCGUCGUGCAUGUAGGACUUCAAAUCUCUACCAAAUUGCUCAAAAUAUAUAUUUCAUUUAAAUACGCUGCAGAAAAUAUACAAAAACUUUGAUUCAAAUAAUCCUAUAAUAAACUAUCAAUUCCCAACUGCAA